This is a messenger RNA of Passer domesticus (house sparrow), 1960 nucleotides long. It is a transcript of the gene UNCX, whose product is annotated as UNC homeobox. The coding region runs from base 13 to 1473 and encodes 486 amino acids. Gene Ontology annotation, biological process: regulation of DNA-templated transcription. The transcript has 3 exons. The record is from RefSeq and is a predicted model, not a curated record. NCBI's taxonomy places the organism in Eukaryota, Metazoa, Chordata, Aves, Passeriformes, Passeridae. Gene Ontology annotation, molecular function: DNA-binding transcription factor activity, RNA polymerase II-specific; sequence-specific double-stranded DNA binding.
AGAGCCGCCCCCAUGAUGGACAGCCGCAUCCUGGAGCAUCCUCAUGCCCAGUUCGGGGGGAUGGUGGGCUUCCCUUACCCGCUCGGCCACCACCACGUCUACGAGCUGGCCGGGCACCAGCUGCAGUCGGCGGCCGCCUCCGUGCCCUUCUCCAUCGAUGGAUUACUGAGCGGCUCCUGCGCCGCCUCUGUGGUCAACCCGGCGCCGCUGAUCCCCUCCGGCUGCGGGGUGAGCGGGGACAGCCAGCCCUUCAAGCUCGCAGACUCGGGUGACCCGGACAAGGAAAGUCCUGGCUGUAAAAGAAGACGAACCCGCACCAAUUUUACUGGCUGGCAGCUCGAGGAGCUGGAAAAGGCGUUUAACGAGAGUCAUUACCCGGACGUGUUUAUGCGAGAGGCCCUGGCUCUCAGGCUAGACUUGGUGGAGUCCAGAGUGCAGGUCUGGUUCCAAAACCGCCGGGCCAAAUGGAGAAAGAAAGAGAACACGAAGAAAGGCCCGGGGCGGCCGGCUCACAACUCCCACCCCACGACGUGCAGCGGGGAGCCCAUGGACCCCGAGGAGAUCGCCCGGAAGGAGCUGGAGAAGAUGGAGAAGAAGAAGAGAAAGCACGAGAAGAAGCUGCUCAAAAGCCAAAGCCGCCACCCGCACUCUCCCAGCGCCCUCUCCCUGCACAGCACGCCCAGCUCCGACAGCGACAGCGGCGGCGGGGGAGGCCUCUCGCCCGCCCCGCCUGAGGCCAAGCCCCGCGGGCAGCCCCCGCCGCCCCAUCCGCCGCUCCCCGCCGCCGCCGCCCCCUCCGAGCCGCCCCCCGGCACCUGCGACCAGACGGCCGAGCCCUUCUACCCCAGCCAAAGAAGCGGGAGCGGGCGGCUCCAGCGCCCGCCCGACAAGGACUGCGCGGCCGCCCCGUCGGGGGACGGCAGCGGGGGCGCGGGGGGGCCCCGCGGCGCCGGCAGCUUCCACAAGCUCAACCCGUUCAGCGUGGAGAGCCUCCUGUCCGACUCGCCGCCGCGCCGCAAGGCCGCCCCGGACUUCCCCAGCCUGCCCCCCUGCGCCCCCCGCACCCUCAUCGGCAAAGGACACUUCUUGCUGUACCCCAUCACCCAGCCCCUGGGCUUCCUCGUCCCGCAGACCGCCCUCAAGGCCAGCCCGGGCCCCGAGGCCGGCCAGCCGCCCCGGGACUCCCCGCUGCCCGCCGCCAACCCCGGCCCGCCCGGCUGCGGCGCGGAGCCGGCGCCCGCGGGCGCGCAGCCCGGCCCCGGCCCCACGGACACGGCGGGGUCGGUGCCCCCCGCGCCGGCCGGAGCCUCGCCCCGCUCCGCGGCCGCGCACGGGGACCCGGCGGCCGCCGCCCCCGCGGAGGGCGGCAGCUUCCCCCGGCCCGAGUCGCCGGUGCGGGCGAGGGACGCCAGCACAGCCAGGGACAGAUCGGACUGCGGCCCCGCCGACGGCGAGGAGGUGGACAUGGACUGAGCAGGCGGGCAAAACGAAACAAACAAAACAAAACAAAAAAAAAUCGAGAUAAAAGUAAAAUAGAACAAAAAAAAAAAAAAGAAAAGAAAAAGAAAUAAAAGCAGCCGAGAACGUCACCGCCACCCCCCGUCGCCCGUGAGAAGCGGGGGAAGGAAGCGCUGCCCCGCACGCCGCGCCCGCAGCUCGCGGGAGCCGGGAGAGCGGCUCUUCGUCUCCCUAGAGUUUAUCACAGGUCGAUUCAGGUGAUCAGUUAGAGCUUUUUGGGUUUUAUAUUUAAAGGAUUAAAAAAAAAAAAAAGACAAGAAAACGGGGUAAAAAAAAAAAAAAAAGGAAAAUUGUUUGUUAAGGCUUAGCAGCAGCUGGACUUUGUGGUGUGACAAACUGUACCGCGACAACAACGGAACUCCUCAGAACCCUUGUAAAAUGCAAAAAUGUCUAAGAAUAUUUAUAUAUGUAAAAUUUUUGAUAAAUAAAGGCUCUAAAACUC